UCCGCAUACCUCAAAUUGUUCCUUUUUGUUAUAAAUGGAGUAUAAAGGAAAUUACACCAACAUUUCCUUUGAGAAAUGAAUAUCUCAGAAAGAUUAAUCCAAAAGAGUUUUACAACAAUUGUAUGAAGCCAGAUACAUACGAACUCUUAGAUGUCUUGUCGCGCCAAACCGAAGAUGAUAUAAUUUGGGAGCCAUAUAUAGAGAUUCAGGUCCCUGAACAAUACAUCUCUCAAAUGUUCAUAUUCAAAUCUAUGACCACGGCAUUUACAAGAUCUAAUGCCGUUAACCAUACACCGAAUGUGGCUUAUCGGCAAAUUAUGGAUAAGGAACCCAGAAAGUUGAUUGUUAAUCAAUUGAAUGCUUACCUCCCAAAAAUCACAAAAAAGCGUGGCCGAAGUUUUUCAAAAGAUAUUAAAUUGUGGUUAAAAAGCUGGGAAUCAAGAAAAUUACAUAUAAUAUCUAUUGAUAACUUGCCUUCACCGCAACCACAUAACAUGGGUAUGGAGAGUGAUUUGAAUCAAGACAGAGUUUUGGUACCAAAUAGAACUCACGUUACAAAUUUGAAGAACAAGCUAAUUGUUUUUGAUCUAAACGGAGUCUUGGUAGAUUGUGUGACCGAUGAUAAGAAACUUAACCCAGAUUUUGUGUUUAACAAAACAGCAGUUUUCGCGAGGCCUUCGUAUCUUGAGUUCCUGGAGUUUUGCUUUGAUAAUUUUGAAGUUGGCAUAUGGUCUUCAAAGUUUAAGACAAAUAUUGACAAGAUACUUGACUUUUUUAUGAAAGAUUUGAAACACAAGUUUCUUUUUCGUUGGGACCAGUCUCACUGCACCACAACAACUAUCCCCACUCCUGAAAACCCUGACAAGAACAUAAUGUUUAAAGAGUUGGAGAAACUUUGGGAUAAGGAGGAUCCCAACCUUUGUUGGGAGAAAGGAUUUUUUAACGAAUCAAAUACAUUGUUAAUAGACGAUUCUCCCUAUAAGGGAAUGUUGAAUCCUGAAUAUAAUGUGAUCUAUCCCGACACAUUCAAAUAUUGGAUUGGAAAAUGGGACAAAAGUUUAGCUAAAGGAGGGGAGUUAAGGGACUUUCUGGAAGGUUUAGCCAAGGCUGAUGACAUACGUGAUUACGUCAGAGAGAAAUCAAUUGGCAGACCCGCCGUUACUACGAUAAAUGACGAUAACUACCGAUAUUUCGAAGCAAAAAACAGUGUUUCUUAGUUUGGGCAUGUGUUCUUUUA
This is a messenger RNA of Trifolium pratense (red clover), 1237 nucleotides long. RefSeq lists its product as uncharacterized. The transcript has 8 exons. Gene Ontology annotation, molecular function: phosphoprotein phosphatase activity. Lineage: Eukaryota; Viridiplantae; Streptophyta; Magnoliopsida; Fabales; Fabaceae. The record is from RefSeq and is a predicted model, not a curated record. The coding region runs from base 123 to 1217 and encodes 364 amino acids.